CCAUGUUUCCUGAAGGUGGGCAAACCAUAAAACAUUGUUUCCUAGCCAUGCUUCCCAAAGGUGGAAAAACCAUGAAACAUUGUUUCCUUGCCAUUUUUCCUGGAGGUGGACAAACCAGGAAACAUUGUUUCCUAGCCAUGUUUCCUGAAGGUGGACAAACCAGGCAACAUUGUUUCCUAGCCAUGUUUCCUGAAGGUGGACAAACUAGGAAACAUUGUUUCCUAGCCAUGUUUCCCAAAGGUGGACAAACCAUGAAACAUUAUUUCCUUGCCAUUUUUCCUGAAGGUGGACAAACCAGGAAACAUUGUUUCCUAGCCAUGUUUCCUGAAGGUGGGCAAACCAUAAAACAUUGUUUCCUAGCCAUGCUUCCCAAAGGUGGAAAAACCAUGAAACAUUGUUUCCUUGCCAUUUUUCCUGGAGGUGGACAAACCAGGAAACAUUGUUUCCUAGCCAUGUUUCCUGAAGGUGGACAAACCAGGCAACAUUGUUUCCUAGCCAUGUUUCCUGAAGGUGGACAAACUAGGAAACAUUGUUUCCUAGCCAUGUUUCCCAAAGGUGGACAAACCAUGAAACAUUAUUUCCUUGCCAUUUUUCCUGAAGGUGGACAAACCAGGAAACAUUGUUUCCUAGCCAUGUUUCCUAGCCAUGUUUCCUGAAGGUGGGCAAACCAUAAAACAUUGUUUCCUAGCCAUGUUUCCCAAAGGUGGACAAACCAUGAAACAUUGUUUCCUUGCCAUUUUUCCUGAAGGUGGACAAACCAGGAAACAUUGUUUCCUAGCCAUGUUUCCUGAAGGUGGACAAACCAGUAAACAUUGUUUCCUAGCCAUUUUUCCUGAAGGUGAACAAACCAUGAAGCAUUGUUUCGUAGCCAUUUUUCCUGAAGGUGGGCAAACCAGGGAACAUUGUUUCCUAGCCAUAUUUCCUGAAGGUGGACAAACCAGGGAACAUUGUUUCCUAGCCAUGUUUCCUGAAGGUGGACAAACUAGGAAACAUUGUUUCCUAGCCAUUUUUCCUGAAGGUGGGCAAACCAGGAAACAUUGUUUCCUAGCCAUUUUUCCUGAAGGUGGACAAACCAGGAAACAUUGUUUCCUAGCCAUGUUUCCUGAAGGUGAACAAACCAUGAAACAUUGUUUCCUAGCCAUGUUUCCUUAAGGUGGGCAAACCAGGAAACAUUGUUUCCCAGCCAUGUUUCCUGAAGGUGGGCAAACCAUGAAACAUUGUUUCCUAGCCAUUUUUCCUGAAGGUGGGCAAACCAGGAAACAUUGUUUCCUAGCCAUUUUUCCUGAAGGUGGGCAAACCAGGAAACAUUGUUUCCCAGCCAUGUUUCCUGAAGGUGGGCAAACCAUGAAACAUUGUUUCCUAGCCGAAAUUUUUCAUUUCAGUUGGUACUUCGGCAAAGUGGGCCGAGUGGAGACCCAGAAACUACUCCUGGCAGAUGUGAAUGAUCACGGCUCAUUCCUGAUACGUGAAAGUGAGUCAGUUCCGAAUACCUACGCACUGUCCCUGCGUGAUACUAAUACUGUAAGGCAUUAUAAGAUCAAACGGCUCGACAAUGGCGGUUUCUUCAUAUCAAAGAACCAUGAAUUUAAAGAUAUCCAAGAUUUGGUCGCGUUCUACCUGCACGAGCCAGAAGGAUUAUGCUGUAGACUUGCUGUACCGUGUAAAAAGGUGAGUUUCAAUGAUUACAGAAUAGAGAGGUUAUUUCACAUUUUUUCACACUCACACCGGAGCGAAAUAACACUGAGCAGAAUUCAACAAUGUGUUCACAUUAUGCCUUACAGUUUGUUUACAAAUUAAUUUAGCACUCAUGUAAACCCAAAGUCCCAAACUAUUUCAAACAGAGCAAAGAAUUUACACGAAAAGCGUUCGAAUUUGCUGUUUUGAGACCUGAGAUGCUUGGUUUGCAAGCGGUACAAAAAAGUAACGGCGUUUGUGUUCACACGAAGCCGCCAAGCGCUCCGUUUCAUCUCGUUCCGUUUAGAAACCGUGCUCAAAUUAGUCAUUCCGAAGUUGAUGAGAGGACUGGGGACGAGUGUUAAAAAGUGCCCAAAUUAAGAAAUGAACCAAAUAGCUAAAAAGACCACCUCAAAAUUAGUAAGUAUGCAAAGCUUGAAGACGUUUACAUGAAUACCCUUCGAAUAAUAAGCUUUCGAAAAUUUUUUGGGACGCGCGUCUCAAAAACAAAAAUUACAAUACAUUUUAUAGUAAAUAUCGCGAUUUUCGAAAACCUAUUAUUCGAAGGAUAUUCAUGUAAACGUCUUCAAACUUUGUAUACUUACUAAUUUUGAGGUGGUCUUUUUAGUGAUUUGGUUCAUUUCUUAAUUUGGGCACUUUUUAACACUCGUCCCCAGUCCACUCAUCAACUUCUGAAUGGCUAAUUGUUACGGCAAAAGUGUCGUUUUCAAACAUUAGAGAGGUUAAGAUGCCCCGGUUUCGGUGUACGUGUACGGGUAGCAUGAUUUUGGUUAGCAAUAUUUUCGUCGAUGUCUGUACCUUUACUCGUAAUUAAGGUGCACAUUUUUCGCAUUAUAUCAUUGUCUAUUGCAAGAAAACAGAAAAAGUAUGAUCGAAUUACAGACAUCAGUAAAACAAGAUGACACUACUCGUACCCGUACACCGAAACCGGGGUAUCUUAACCUUUCUAAUUUCGCUUCUGGCGUGGUGUGAACGCGACAGCUAAUGAAUGAUUCCAGCGUUAGGCUAAGUUUUGAUCUAGGCAAGAAGAACAAAAUCCAUCACCACAGCUUGAAAGAACAUGUUAAAAUUAGUAAAAUUUUGUAUAGAUUAGGCCCGUUUGCACGGGCGAUUUUUGCUGCGAUUUUCUCCUUUUGGAGGAUGUGAAGGAGUAGAUUACUUAAUGAUGAUGUUAUGAGAUUUCAUAGCCUGGAACAUUUAUAACUGAUCUACUCCUUCACAUCCUCCAAAAGGAGAAAAUCGCAACUGAAAUCGCAGCAAAAAUCGCCCGUGUAAAUGGGCCUUUACGCACGGGAAAAUGCACCACUUUCGGCGCAACCAAUGGCCUUGAUAAUUUUCGCUUAACCUCAUCCAAUAAUUAUUAAUUAUCCCUCACACAAUUUUUACUUCUGCAGGUCGAUGUUCCCCAGACGAAGGGGAUUUCUCAUAACAUGGCGGACAAGUGGGAAAUCGACAGAGAGGAGCUUACGUUCAAGACGCGACUUGGUGCCGGCAACUUUGGCGAGGUUUGGGAGGGCCUGUGGAACAAGACAACCAAAGUUGCAAUUAAGACACUUAAAGAAGGCACAAUGCAACCGUGCAAGUUCCUGGAAGAGGCUGAGAUAAUGAAGAAAUUAAUUCAUCCUAAGUUAGUGCAGUUGUUCGCCUGUUGCUCCAGGCAGGAGCCAAUUUAUAUCGUCACGGAGCUGAUGGAAAACGGAAGCCUGUUAGAAUAUCUACGAGGUCCACACGGCAAAAAAAUGAAAAUGCCCAAGCUGAUUGAUAUCUCGACACAGGUAGGAUUAAACAUGAUGCUUGUGAUGUUACUCUCAGUGUAUAUCCACACCGGGCAAGCUUGAAAAAUAUGCCUGGCCACGGUGGGAAUAUUUUUCAAGGCCAGGCAUAUUUUUCAAGCUUGCCCGGUGUGGAUAUACACUGAGAGUAACAUCAUAAGCAUCAUAUUCUCCUGAGUACAUUAUACCAACACAGAAAAACAAAUUCAGGAUUAAACAUAUUUAGGAUUACUAGAGAGCUUCCCGUUUGUUCUGCAAAAUAUCGCAGGCUUUCUCCGGGUACUACAGCCUUUCCCACUCCAGUUUGACUAACCCUUGAUCAAUAAGGAAUGACCUCCAUGCCAUGGAGAACAGUUUGAAACUGAUGAAACUAUCCAGUAUAAAUGUAGUUAAUUUUUCGUUUUCUGUAGUAACACUCGACCAAUUUAGGAUUGCUCUCACUGGACCUUUCUUUAGGGAGUUUAGAACUGAUAGAGUAUGUCUAGUAUAAAUAAAGUUAAUUUAGUUUAGGUUUCCUCCUGUAGUAACACUGGAUCAAUAAGAGAUGAUCCUUACUGAACCUCUAGGAAGAACAGUUUAGAACUGAUAGAACUAUCCAGUAUAAAUAAAGUUAGUUUAGUUUAGGUUUCCUCCUGUAGUAACACUGGAUCAAUAAGAGAUGAUCCUUACUGAACCUCUAGGAAGAACAGUUUAGAACUGAUAGAACUAUCCAGUGUAAAUAAAGUUAGUUUAUAGUUUAGGUUUCCUCCUGGAACAAUACGAGAUGAUCCAUACUGGUCCUCUAGGAGAACAGUUUAGAACUGAUAGAGCUAUCCGGUAUGAAAAAACUUAGUUUAGUUUAGGUUUCCUUCUGUAGGAACAGUGCAUGGAUCAAAAAGAGAUUAUCCUUUUUACUGGACCUCUAGGAAGAACAGUUUAGAACCAAUAGAGCUAACCAGUAUCAAUAAAGUUACUUUAGUUUAGAUUCUCUUCUGUAGUAACAGUGGAUCAAUAAGAGAUGAUCCUUACUGGACCUCUGGGGAAAACAGUUUAGAACUGAUAGAACUAUCCAGUGUAAAUAAAGUUAGUUUAGUUUAGGUUUCCUCCUGUAGUAGCACUGGAUCAAUAAGAGAUGGCUCUUACUGGACCUCUAGAAAGAACAGUUAAGAACUGAUAGUGCUAUCCAGUAUAAGUUAGUUUAGUUUAGGUUUCCUCCUGUAGUAACACUGGAUCAAUAAGAGAUGACCCUAACUGGAUCUCUAGGGAGAACAGUUUAAAACUUCACUAGAACUAUCCAGUAUAAAAAAAACUAGUUUAGUUUAGGGCGCAUUCAGUGUAUUCUCUAUUGCAGGCUUUUAGCAUAGCUCGUUACAGUUGUGUAUUUUCGUUGCACACAGGUUGCGCAAGGUAUGGCGUAUUUGGAAAAGCACGGUUACGUACAUCGUGAUUUAGCCGCACGUAACGUUUUAGUUGGUAAAACGCUCAACGUGAAGGUGGCAGAUUUUGGUCUCAGUAGAUCGGUCGUGGAAGAUGAAUACGUCGCUCACGAGGGGGCAAAGUUCCCAAUCAAGUGGACGGCGCCCGAGGCGUGCCUCACGAAUGCGUUCUCCACCAAAUCCGAUGUGUGGUCAUUCGGAGUUUUAAUAUCGGAAUGUGUGACGUAUGGUCGUAUCCCGUAUCCGGGCAUGAGCAAUCACGAGGUAGGAUAUACUGUAAUUCUUCCUGGCAGCGGCGGCGGAACAGAUUUCGUUCUGGGGGGGCUAAAUUUUUUCGGCGACCUUCCCCCCCCCCGUCGCCAAAAAAAUUUCGGUCAGUGUACCACUUUAGGGGUACAAUAUAUAAAAAAAAGGACGAAAAAAAUUUUUUCGGACUUGUAUCAAAAAAUUUUUUCGGAAAUACACUUUUUUUAAACAAAAUAUUGCAAAUUUGUCCCCUUAUACCUAAAUUUUCAAAAAAUAACCUAAAUUUUUCCCUAAUUAUCAAAAUUUUUUCAAAAAAUUCAAAUUUUCUGGGGGCUAAGCCCCCCCACUUUUACUUCUGGGGGGCUUUAGCCCCCCUAGCCCCCCCUGUUCCGCCGCCCCUGCUUCCUGGGAACUAUCUCAGCAAGCAUAGGCGUCGAAAGAUCGUUAAGUGGGGGGGGGGGGACCAUAUUCAUAUAUUCGUGUUCACAGACCUUAAAAACAAUCGAUUUCAAAAUAAAUUAAUAAUGCAGAACACGAAUAUGAAUAUGGUCCCCCCCACUUAUCGAUCUUUCGACGCCUAUGUCAGCAAGCAACAAAACGUUGCUGAGAAAAUAUAUACAGGGUGUCCCCCCCCCCCCCUCCCAAGAAAAAAAGCAAUUCAGUCAAACGGUCUUGCAGUUUGAAAUUAUCGAGUGGAAAUUUAUGUUAGUACUAUUUAUUAUAUAAUGUAUAGUGCUUUAUAGAGAUAUUAAUACAUGGGUGCUUGGAAAUACCAGAUUUAUUUCGAGUCUUGAACAUGAUAUCUCACGAGUGAGCGCAACGAACGAGUGAGAUAUUAUAUUCAACACGAGAAAUAAAUCUGGUAUUUCCAAGCACCCAUAUAUUUUUCUGUUUAUUAUAUAAAGGACAGUCUUUGAAAAGCGAUAAUUUUUACAGAAAAGCGAUAAUUGAAAAGCGAUAAUUUUCACAUGUGAGAUUAUCCACUUUUAUCAGUGCUCGAAGUACUAUCUAAAAAACGAGCAGGAGUGUUUUAUCAGAUAUAAAGAGGCGACAGCCAAUGUAGUUCAUUGGCGAAGUCAUUUUAGAAAUGUCAAAACUAAAGUUUAUGUAAAUGAACAUGAUUCUAGCUUUAUCACAUAUAAAAUUAUCACAUAUAGAAUAUAUUAGAGACAUUACGGUUUUAGGACGGCAACGCGACGACGACGGCCAAAAUAAACUCCUUCAAAUAAAUGGUAGUAAAGAUAAUUCGUCGUAUAUUAUCAAUCGUAAGAAUUUCAUAUAGUCUUAGAAAUUGAAGACAUGGGUUUUAUGGUUGGGAAGAGUUCUGCUGAACCCAGUUUGAAGUUGCACUUGUUGCGGCUUGAAAUGCAGCCGUUGUAUCAAGACGGUGAAAAUCUGUGAUUUGGCGUUGUAAACAGAGCGUAGGACAAUGUCUAAAUUAUUCAUAUAUUGUAAUUAUUCAAUUCUUUUCAAUGAUUUAUUGUAUUGGUAACCGUUGCCGUCGCAUUGCCGUCCUAAAUCGUAAGGUCUCUAUUAUAUCACACGUGGAAUUUUGUAGGUGAUCCGAAAAAUCGAAGAGGAAGAUUACAGGAUGCCUAAGCCAUCUGGCACCCCGGAUAAGUUGUACAAAGAUAUCAUGUUGAAAUGCUGGGCUAAGGAAGCCGACGAUCGACCGACAUUUGAAACGCUGAGCUGGCAACUUGACGAAUUCUUCAGUGAUGACACUCAAUAUAAAGAGGCCGAUGAAGUGAAUACCAUCAAAUAACUCAGGUGACGUAAUCAUUCUUUUCGAACAGAAUAAUCACGUGACAUGUUCCUUGCACGCUGAUUAGUUUAACUAAUGAUAGGUUUUAUUGUUAAUACACGCAUACUCUAAACCAAAGAAGCUUUAAAUUUCGUCUCGUGCAGUCUCAUUGAUGAAUCACUUUGUAAAAGUAAAACAUUUUGGACACUUUUUAAGCCCCGGUGAUACGAGAGUUGAUGAGAGUUUUAAGUCACGCGUUGUUAUGGACAUUUCAGGCUCUACAGGGGCUAGUUGUUCAAAGCUGGGUUAGCUUAACCCUAGGUUAACCUAAAAUUCAAAGCAAACUUCCUGACAGCUUGUCUAUAAAUUUGGAAAUAUUUCUUCAGAGAUCUUGUCUGGAUCGAUAGGAGUUUAGUUCUCUGAAGUUUUGAAGUAAACACUGAUACGUGCAGAAAUACACAAACAAAAACAGCAGGUUAAAUUUUAACCCAGGGUUAGCGCUGACCCAGCUUUGAACAACCGGCCCCAGGGUGUCUAAAAAAAAGUGAACCUUUAGAAAUUCACCUUAUUGUUAUAAUUUCAAUGCCUCAAUCCUACUAUACUGAAGCCAUGGGUGCCUAAACACAUUUGAAUCGAAUUUUAUGCAUGGGAAGUUAUUGAAACGUUUUUGGUAUCGUUCAACAUAUGAAUAUGAUUAUGUGCUGAUUAAUUUAACGCAGCGCGUGAAACAGUAAAAACUCUUUGCCCUGUAGUCGGUUCAACCAUUUUUAAUCGAACUGAGAUGGGACUUACGCCCGUAUUCUAAAAGCUCACUCACACUCAAUGAGUGGAGGUUCAAUCUGAGCUUCUCUUGAGUGUCAAUGCUGUUUUUGAAUAGCUGGAGGGUUCUUGUCGUACUUUACUAUGUGAUUACUCACCCUCCAGCUAUUCAAAAACAGCAUCCGAACCUCCACUCAUUGAGUGUCAGUGUGAGUGAGCUUUUAGAAUACGGGCGUAAGUCGUUUUAACUUUCAAUUAGAAUUUCCAUGUACAAUUUUAUGCAGUUUUAAUACGCUCGCUCGAUAACAAUGCAGGUAAUGAAGUUUGUGAUUUCUAAAACGUUCACGUUUUUUUGAGACGCCCUGUAGAUUGACAAAAUAAAGAUUUGAUGAGUGUUUCAACUACGUUUUAACUUGAAUAGAAUACAUGAUAGUUUUGGGAAAGCAUUAAGAACAGUUAACCUAGGUCGCGAGACCCAACUCUCAACAACUCUUGAUUUGGUCGUAAAAAUAUAGUCACGAUCUUUCUCAACGGCCAGUUUAUAACAGUUUAUACUUGUAAUCCACAUAUAAAUCAUACGUAUUCUCUAGUUAUAAUCACUCCGCGUAUUUUCAGUUCUAAAAUGUUGUAUUUCGGCUGAUGAGAAAGAUCGUGACUCAAUCUUUACGACCGUUACGACCGAUAUGGAAACCGAAUGAGUUAUAAAUAUUAUAUUGAGAGACUUUGGACAGUCAGCUAAAAUUCAGAUCACUUAGUGUCACUAAAAUGUUUCAUAAGAUUCCCAUCCUUGUACCCAGGCGCUUGAUUGCAAAGUCUAUUCUUGGGAAUGUUGUGGGGAUUGUAUAUAGAAGCCUGGGUACGAGGCUGUAAGAUUUCCAGUUCCAAUUUGCUGUUUUGUUGUUUGUCAACCACCGGUUAAGAUAUUUUAUCAACGUUUAUAGUAAAAAGUAGGGCAAUUGUCGAAUUCAGACCUUAUAAUAUUAUAUUGGGUGAUUUUUAAUAGGUUUAUGUAUGAUUUUUAAGUACUAAAAUAAGCGUUUACCUGACGUUGUAUUAUAAUUAUCAAAGGGUGAUCUAGUUCCCAUUUCCCAGCUCAAAUUUUUUUGUAAAUCCAUUCAACUGUGAAAUUGAAGGAAAAUCGUAGAGUGUGAUUAAUUCUGCGUUCAAUAGACAAUUCCCAUUAAAACUAGGCAAGGAGAUGCAAAUAAAUCACCACAGCUAGAAAGAAUAUACUAAAAUUAGUAAAAUUGCAAAGUUUGGAUGCGAAAUGUUGUAAAAUGCGGAAAAUAUAGCCUUGCGAAGUUUGCAAAUUUUUGGAAAUUGCUACCACAUUUGGGCCCAAAUGUUGGAGGAAUGUGGUAGGAAUUUCCGCACGCAAUACGAAAGUAUACAAAAUUUGCAAACUUUGCAAGGCUAUAUUUUCCGCAUUUUACAACAUUUCGCAAACCAAACUUUGCAGUUUUAGUAAUUUUAUUAUGCUUUUUCUAGCUGUGGUGAUUUAUUUGCAUCACUUUGCCUAGUUUUAAAGUUAGUCUAUAAUGGGAAUUGUUUAUUGCUCUCUUUAGAACUAGCGAGAAAAAGGUAUGGCUGACUUACAGUAGCAGAAAAAUGACCUCAUUGACCCAUAAGUCGGUUAAAUUAAAGGGCAUAUGACUCGAAAAUUGACGUUGUUGUUUUUUUGUCUAAUGUGAAAGAUCACUGACAUUGAAAACUGUAGAAUAACUUCUUUGAUAGAUUUUUGUUUCCUUGCUUCGUUUUGAAUAUAUUUCAUUUUGUAUGAUAUGCAGAGGACCAGCUUCCUACGUCACACAUGCAUAAUGAUUUAGCCCUAAAAGCUGUAUCUCUUUAAUACGACCAAACACAAUCGGUAGAAAACCUACAUGGGUGUUGUUGUGGACAAAUCUCGUGCUCGUCAUUCAUUUUGAGCGAAUUUAUUUGAUAGUGACAACAUUAUCAUUAUGCAUGCGUGACGUAGAAAGUUGUUCUUUGCAUAUCAUACAAAAUGAAAUAUCUCCAAAACGAAGCAAGAAAACAAAAAUCUGUCAAAGAAGUUACUCUACAGUUUUCAAUGAUCUUUCAAAUUAGACUAAAAAAUAACAACGUCAUUUUUCGAGUCAUAUGCCCUUUAGGUUUUCCUGGACUUUUUUGACAAAUUCUCCAUCAAAAACUACUCUGUAGCUGUUCUUGGAGUUAUUGCACUCUGAAAUGACCAACUACAACUGUCUUUAUAAUGGUAUUUGGAUUUUCCCAUCCUCAUUUUUGUGUCUUUCAUUUCCAAUAACACAAAUCCCCUUCCCCAAGCCUAAAAAUAAGAAAAUUCCAGUUUCCAUUUUACCCUUCAGGAUCCUCUUUGACGAGUUAGUCUGUUUUUAGCCAGCGCCGUAGUAUAUUUGUGCGUUAGUUUAUAUAUACAACAAUGCAUAGUGUCUGCGAUUGAUUUGGACAGUAAUUAGAUAUGAAUUAAUAUUAAUUAGUUCUAAUGAGCGCUCUAAGGGAUAUUUGGUAUAUUAUGAAGUAAAUAUGUUAAAAAGAACAAUUAAUAUAUAUUGUUAAAUUGUUUCAAAAAUUGCAAUGUAGAAUAUUAAUUCCAUGCCAUAAAGUGAAGUGUGACAAUUGACAAUAUGGAAAUGUUUGUAUUAAAUAUUAUGGUUAUCGAAUAACAUCUGUUUAUUGUAGUGAAUUAAGUAAUAAAAGAACGCGUUUCUUAGUAGAUCGCGAUUUACACCGCUAUAGCCGUGAUUUCUGGAAUGAAUAUCGAUUAAGUGAAGAGCAAUCUUCUGAUUUUAAAUUUUAACCUUAUUUUUCCCACGCUGAAAAUGGUAGCAUUCCCAUGGACCUUUGCGUCCAGUCGUUCCAACCCUCAAACGCCUGAUCAUAAUUAGAUGAUCAUAAUUCUCCUGGCCAAUGCUGCAAUCUUGGACAUACCUGGUUGUUUUGCCCUGAUACAAAAUUCGCAUAUUUUUAUGAUAAACUCCAUAUUGAAUCAUGUUGCCCUUCUUUAUAAGCGCCGCUCCCUCAACUCAAUGUUGAACUUGUGUCAUGGUAUAUUACCAAAAGUUGUUACGGCGUUGUUUACAACAUUGGACUCAGACAUUAAAGUAGCGUGUUUUUUGACACACUUUGUGUCCUUGUAAAAGAAAAAUGUGUCCUCGUAAACUGAAAAGUGUGUACUUGGGACAAUGGCAGUGUACUUGGUCUUGGGAAUAAUCGUGUGUUUAUUGCCUGAUGAUAGCCAGAUAUAUAUUUCUAAUUCUGGUUUCGAUAUUUCUGGUUUUUGUACUAUUUAAAUGGCUUUAAAAACGACUCAUCUGAUAUGAGUUCAUUGGCGAAGUAAUUUUUAAAAUAAACUUUUGUUUAAACCGAGAAAAUCAAAGCUAAAGUUUAUGUAAAUUAACAUGAUUUUUUAUCACAUAUAUAAAGAUACGACACGCUUAUGAUUUUUCUUUGUGUUUUUCUACUGAAUUAUUAAUGAUUCUUUAACUGUUUAUAACAUGUCAAGAAACGCCUGUAAAAUUACCACUGUAAGCUACAAAAAUCAGGACUCGCUUUUAAGGAUUUUCAUUAGACGAUUGAAAAUUUAGUUAUGAAUUAUUUAGACUGCACGAUUUAUGUGCUUCUAUAGAUAGUCUCAACCAUGCAUCGGUCUAAAUGGCCCAAAAAGUGCCGAAAACCGCGCUUCUGUGGCACCCAAAUUUUAAAAUAUUUAACUCAUACCGCACUGAAAUAUAUACAUGAGUCACAUUUCAUGAUACCCAGACUGAUUUUGUAGCUCGAGAUAUAAAGUUAUUGUUCAAGUUACGUUGAAAAUUAAAAGUUAUUGACCAAUUUGAAACAUAUUUUUGCCUUACAAUAAAAAGGCAUUCAAUAAGCCUUUUCUUAGUUGAUGAGUAUUUGUGCUCAAGCUAGUCUGACUAGUCUGCGUUCCACACUUCCAAGUGAUUGUUGAAAAAAAUCCUUAAUUUAAUGCCUGAUUGAACUGGGAGGAGGGGGAGACAAAGUUUGUCUUGUCAAUGUUCAAUAACUUUGUAAUAUUGGCUGGAAUGGUCUCAAGGGUUUUUGUCCAAGAUCGUGGAUUCGGUAUGCUUGGCUGCUCGCCUAGUACCGCCCUAAAACACUUCUGGAUCAACUGCUGACAUGAAAUACUUUUAAAUUUAGAAAGUAAAACUCACACUUUGUUAACUAAAAACGUGGUUGAAAAGUGUUUUAUUAAUUUUUGUGAAGUGGCUAAUUUUAUACUUGUGAUAUGCUGGGGAUUUUUAUCACGCGAAACGUGACCCGUAGUACUCCCCCACUACCACACUCAGGAUAUAGCAGCCCACCUGAGUUCGUCAUUGAUGACCUCGUGACGGAUCAAGCCACUCGAUAAUGGUGUAUACACAAGACGAACCGUCCUGAUGAACUGACAGUUCCUCGUGUAAUUUGUGUUAUGCUCAUUCUUGUUCGCGCGAACGUUUCGGCUUUUCCUUUCCAGCAAAAACUUGUCGACAAAGCAAAACGUCUUGUGGAAAACCUCUUUCAGGCAGGGGAAAAAUCCGUCAAUUUAAUGAAAUUGGGAUUAGGGAAACUGAGUUAGCCAAUGAGCCUGCCACGCAGGCUAGCGGGCUGACCCACGCAUUCUUGUAGCUUAGCGAAAGGUUGAAGUGGGGCGUAUGAGUGUGUGACGCCGAAUUUUGGCUGCAGCUUAACAACAAGGGUUUAUAAUGCGAGCCUUACCUGAGCCAGGCCAGCACCAAACCAUCGUAAUAGAGGCCUUCCACGGUUAACGACGCCCUAAUGAAACAGAAUAGUGCAAUGGGUGCAAACACAACGGAAUUCCCUAUAGGUAUAUUUGCAAGGGGUGCAAUAACACUGUAACAAUAUAUUCAAGAUGGCGUCCUUAACCUUGGAAGGGUCUAUUGUGAUACGUGAUACACUGAUUGCUACUCAGGCUUGACUUAGGCCAGGCCUACGAAUGCCAAGGGAGUAGCCACUAGCUAGCCUACGGUGUAGACCCCAGCAGAAACACGUUUUUCUGCUGGGGUCUACACCGUAGGCUAUCACUAGCCAGCCACAAAACGUGCGGGGUCUGAUCGGCCGUCUAUUUUUAGGGUCACUUGCAUGCAUCUUAGACACGUUUUAUGAUAAUCUGAAAGCCACAGGUUUUGUAUAUUUUAUAUCAUGGAUGAAGACAUUUGUGUAAGAGGUUAAUGUGCCCACUCAGUCUAUUUUCAGUUUUGAAAGAGAGUUACAAAAUCGGUCCUGAAGAAAGGUGUGUGUGGGGGGGGGGGGGCUACGCCUCUGGUCGACACAUACAUAAACGUGUGGGUCAAUGCGAGUGUUCAUUCGUUGAUGCAUGCGCCAUGCCAAUCGGUAUCAGAAUCGCGCGCGUGAUCCCGCGGGCAUCACACGCGUGUAAGGCGUCGUCACGUACGGCAUUCGUGUACCCGGAAGAAAGUGGACAACAGCUUGCUAGAGUUUCGAGUUUUGACGCCGGUUGAAUAGUUGUAUAUUUCUUGCCAAAAAGCUUUAUUUUCUAUGCUUUACGCUCGGUAAAAUACGAUAUAAUCCAUGGGAAACUGUACGGGAAAGAAGAGAAAGGACCAACACGAUAAUGUUAGCCCUACACAAGUCGAAAUCACGACGAAUAAUGAACCGACGACAGCUCGCUCACAGGAGAUAACAGCAACUGCAAAUAGUCCUGUCAAGAAGAAACAUCCACCAUUGCCGAGAGUGCCUCCCAAAAAAGAAGAACCACCGAGUCCCACUGGCGGAGUUCGUUUAUUUGUCGCUCUGUUCGACUACGACGCUCGGACUUCUGAGGACUUGACAUUCAGAAAAGGUGAUUAUCUUGAAGUUAAACAAGAAAACACGACCUUCGAUUGGUGGCAAGCGAAAUCUCGCUCGUCGAAACAAGAAGGCUAUAUUCCCAGCAACUAUGUUGCCGAAGUCAAAACCUUGGAAGCCGAAGAGUAAGUCAAUGCUUUACAUGAUUGUUAUAUUUGUUUUAAAUGGCCAAAAUUUGGUCAGACUGGCUUGAAAAUUCGCGGGAUAUCAACAUUGAAGUGGCUUCAAAAUUUUUCGUUCAGACUUCCUGUCAAAAGUUGCUAAUAUAGAAACCGAAUUUAGCAUGCAUGCCUUUACGCGUGCUUCGCUUUUGGCUAAAUUUAAUACACAUUAUGGAAUAAAAAAAUGUACAAAUAAUCCAUUUCUCUCUAAGACACUACCCACGACACCUUAUAGGCAAAUAUAUAUUUCCGUUUGUGUGGAAUCAUGUUCAAAAUAUUGGUUUCAUUUCUUAGAAUUUCAUAAUCAAAUUUGUCGCAGAAUGUAUCAAUUAUGUAUCAAAUUAUACCAUGGAUUGCAACAUAGCGAUUCGAAUUUAUCUAAAUACUGUAUUUAAUAUCACAGCUUGUACUGUAUGCAUUGUUGAAUUGUUUUUUGAACAUUUGUCACACAGGAAGUGACUUUGACAUACCAAAAAAUCCUCAUGUCCAUUAAAGCUUAUUCAAGUAUUUUAAUUGUUUGAUGGCGAUCAAAUUAGUUUAGUUUGCUACUUGCUGGUUGAUAAAUUGUGCUCAAAUACAUGAGCCUACUAUGAGGCAUAGUUAGUUACAAUAUUUUUGAUUGAACAGAGGUCGAAUUCCAACAACUUACUACGGUAUUCUGUCUGAAGAUCACAAUGAUUUCUUUAUCUCGCCUAAAGUGAAAGAAAGAAAGCGUUGUGCAUCGGUCCGCUGCAUUUUGACGCACAAGCUGUUGCGUAAUUUUCACUUGAGUUAUCUGUGGUGAACAUAUUAUAAUGGUCAAUUGAAAAAUUUCAUUGUGUGUAAAUUAGGACAAGAUUUUACCUAGAAUUGCCUUCUUUUUUAACUUGAAUAAUUAUCACUUAUUUACUGAGACCGAGGGAAACCGUGUGUUUUGUGGACCUUCGAUGUUUCCCGAGGCGAACCCGUCAAUGUUUUCCGAGGCGAAGCCGAGGGAAACAUCGACAGUCGAGGGUCCACAAAACACACUGCUUUCCCGAGGUCUCAGUAAAUAAGUGUAUUAUUAUAUAUCAAUAGUCAAAGAAACAACAAAUUAAAGAACAAAUGAACGUAAAUACAUGAAAUAUUUUAUUGUUAAAAUGUUAUAUUAAACACUGGCUACACUGCAGUUACUUAAAGCGAAAGUUUUAAUUACGUACUAGGCAUGUCCAAAGGUUGCAUCUUCACGUGAUGGCGCACGUGAUUUUUUUUGUUAUUCGCCGGUCGAUAACGUAUUAUCUCCCUCUCGCGCUGUUGCGAGGGAGACAGCCUAAUUUCGUCACUCUCACGUGAUAUGCUCUCAGCCAAUAAAACACUAGAAAAAUGCGACUUUGACUAUUGAUAUAUAAUAAUACAUAUUAUUUUAUUAAUAUAUAUUAAUUGUAUUAUAUUAUUUAAAUUCCAGAUGGUUCUAUGGGAAAAUUUCCCGUACAGAGGCGCAGAAAUUUCUUCUGUCCCCCGCAAACAAACAUGGUGCGUACUUGAUCAGAGAAAGCGAGAAUGCUGGCAACAAUUUUGCCCUGUCGGUUCGCGAUGGAGAUGUCGUUAAGCAUUACAGAAUACGAGCGCUCGAUAACAAUCAAGGUUUUUUCAUCACAAGAAGAAGCGAGUUUACGACUCUCCAGGAUUUGGUCGAGCACUAUAAAAAAGAGUCGGAUGGCCUUUGUGAUAAAUUAAGCGUCCCCUGUAGUAAGGUACAGCUUUCUACUUUUAUAAUAGUACAUUAUUUCUUAAUUUAUUAUAUUCAUUAUUUCUUAAUGCAGUUUUUCAUUGACGAAACUAACCUGUUUGAACAUCCAUUGUAGUCGACUAGCGCGACAGUUUUCUGUCUUCUUUGAAACCCUUAGACAUGCCAUGAAAGAUGUCAAGUUUAUAAACUGUAGUUUACUUUCAUGUGUGCAUAUUAGUUGAGUUCUCACGUGAUUAGAAUAUAUUACUUGUGCUGCCCGACUGAAGUCUUGGGUGAUAACUUUGUAGCUCAUUUUGUAGAGCUUUGGACAUUGCCAUUGUAGGUUCAAUUAUCACUCAUGCAAAAUUUUCAGGUUACUAUGGAGACACUUGGACAGUGUCAUGUUGCUGCUUUAAGUGGCAGUGUGCCCUGAUGUGGCCUACUUAUUAUUUUACUCUCUCUAAUGCCAGGUUAUUUUACUCUGUGUAACAUCAGACGAUUUUACUCGUCAGGGGGAGAGGCUGCCACUCGAUGGGUUAAUUAUAUCUUCAUCUGAGUUCAUGCCCAGAAUCAUUACAUUCAUGUUAUAAUUUUAGUUGGAAAAACCCCAAACAGUCGGGCUGUCCUACAACAUGGCAGAUAAAUGGGAAAUCGACAAGAGCGCAGUGAAAUUUGCGAAAAAGCUUGGCGCAGGCAAUUUUGGAGAGGUCUGGCAAGGAAUCUGGAAUGGCACGACACCAGUUGCAAUUAAAACCCUCAGAGAAGGAACCAUGCAACCUGAAGCGUUCUUAAAAGAGGCAGAGAUCAUGAAGAAACUGAUCCAUCCAAAACUAGUGCAGUUGUAUGCAGUAUGUUCGCGUGAAGAGCCAAUAUAUAUCGUAACAGAACUUAUGACGAAAGGCAGUUUGUUGGAAUAUUUGCACGGAGAAGGUCGAAGUAUUCUCGAUAUGGCCAAGAUGAUCGACAUCUCAGCCCAAGUUGCAGAGGGCAUGGCGUUCCUAGAAUCGCACGGUUUUGUGCACCGUGAUCUUGCCGCGAGAAAUGUCUUGGUAGGCGAUAGCAUGGUUGUCAAGAUUGCCGACUUCGGGCUGUCUCGAGUGCUGGUUGAAGAUAUCUAUGAAGCGCACGAAGGCGCUCGCUUUCCUAUCAAGUGGACUGCACCCGAGGCGUGUCUGGAAAAUAAGUUCUCAAUAAAGUCCGAUGUAUGGUCCUUUGGUAUUCUGCUGACUGAAAUAACGACCUUUGGAAGGAUUCCAUACCCCGGUAUGACCAAUGCUGAGGUACGAAAAUCGUCUUAUUUCUAUUAUUGAACCAAGUCUACUCAAUAUUCUGGGUUACAAAGGUUUACUUCACCCAAAAAUCGAGUAAAUUUUCUCAUAAAUUAUUUGCAGUGUAUCAGUAUAUUUAGCUUUCAUUUUUCAGGUGAUACGAAAGAUCGCUGACACUACCUACAGGAUGCCCAAACCGGCCAAAGUUCCGGAGAAACUCUACGCGAUCAUGUUAAAGUGUUGGUCACCCGCAGCUGAAGAACGACCGACUUUCGAAACACUAGCUUGGCAGUUAAAGGACUACUACCAGGACGAUAAACAAUACAGGGAUGUCGACGAAGUCAAGAAACCCAGAUAAGUUAAUAAUUCACUAGGACAAAAUCUUGAUGGUACAUAAUGUGGUACCAUAAUGUAUUGUAUUGUAUUCCAAUAGUUACCUAAUGAGUAACACACUAAUAUAGCGAGCAGAAAGCAAAGGUACUACGAACAAUGCAUUUGCAUCUUCACAGUUUUAAUAUUUUAACGCAUACUAACAGUUUUAGAUUUUCAAGCUAUAUAUAUAUUGAUCUUAUAAUGCUAGCGUUAUUUCUGGGGUCAUAAUCUAAGGGUAUUGUAUACAGGGCGUCUAAAAAAAAACGCUAUGGAAAUUCAACAGGCUGUUGUGCAUCACAAACUUCUGCUAAACAAUUCAAUUUUUACAUAGAACGAAAGAGCUGUUAUUUAGCUUUUUAAUGAUACCUUUCUUAAACCGCAACGAUGAAAAAUGGUCGGUCGAAAUCACAUUCUUCCACCGUUGGGAAUUGAAAAUAACUCCGAAUCCAAAAGCAACGCGAGCCUGCUGCAGGCUAUUUGCUUAAAACAUUUUGAUUACGAAUGUUCUCUGUUCAGUGGUUAUUUGAACCCAUGUUUAAUGCAAUAAUGGACGUUCUUAUUCUCUCACAUUUUAGAUAAUUUAUCAUUCGACUUUAAUUCCCUCUUGGGAAUUGUCUAUGUUUCGUUUUCCAUGCAGUUCCCAACGGUGGAAGAAUGUGAUUUCGACCGGCAAUUUUUAUUUGACGAGUAUGUGGCCAUUUCUCAUCGUUACGAAUUAAAAAGAGUAUCAUUGAAAAGCUAAAUGACUGUUCUUUCGUCCUAUGUAAAAAUUGAAUUGUUUAGCCACGUUUAUGAUGCACGACAGCCUGUUGAAUUUCCAUAGCGUUUUUUUUUAGACACCCUGUACAUGGAAGUUUUGAGUGUAAAUUUGAUACAUUUACUUAGACCUGACCCUGCUCCUGGUAAAGCCUAUAAAAUUUGCACGUGAAAUUUCCAUGUUCAAAAAACUCUUGUGUUUGCACUUCUUGUUCCUAGUUCUUGUAAAAAGUUUGGACAACUUGUUACAAGGUUGUUCUGAGGAGUCUGAUGCAGUCAUGUUAUCACGAGAAUAUUACAAAUUUGACCUCACAAGGUUGUAACAAUAUUGUUAUAAUGUAUCAUGACUGUAUCGGACGUGUUGGAACAACCUUGCAACAAUUCUGAUAAUAUCAAAUUACAGAUUGUUAACAGCUUGUCCAGUGGCGUAACGUUAUAUCAGGGGGCCCCCAGAUCAAAAUUUUCGAAGGCCCCGCUAGUAUAAGUGCCAAAGGCACGAGUCGACCGCCGUAUAUGCACGAGUUUUUUAGGGGGUCCAGGACCCGGAAAAUUUUUGAAUCUAGAGUCUCUGAAAUGCCAUUUCCUGGACUUUGGGGAGAGAUUUUACCGAAUUUUGAUGGUCAGAAAACGACAUUGUAACAUAUCAGAGGCCCUGGCCAAUGUUUUUACUCUACAGCCUGAGCCUGGGGGCCCCCAUUUGGCCCAUUGGGGGCCCCCGGGUUCGCCCGGUCCGAGCCCAUAGUAGUUACGCCACUGAGCUUGUUGCAAACUUGUUGACAACUUGGGACAAGCAGUGCGAACACAACUUGUUGACAGCUUGUUGGCAGAUUUGUUCCAAGAUGUGAGAUUUUUAGGGCUGUAAAUCCAGACUAACCAUCUCUUGUUCUGGUUUGUCAAUAGAAUAAAAACGUUAAGAAACUCGAUGCAGAUAUAACACACCUCAUUAUCUAUGUUUUUUGUCUUGGUUUGUGCAAGAAAUUGUCGGUUCAUCGUCACAUGUGUAUUGACUAUUGUAUUUUCGCUAGAGCAACCAAUAGCUAUGUUUUCAUUCAACCAUUGUGUAAUAUCACGACUGGGUAAUUGAACCAACACACUGCUACUGUUGGUUGGACGAGAAAAACAUUACAUUUCGUGCAUAUACCAAGACAAAACAUAGAUAAUGAGAUGUAUUACCGUAUUUAUAUCACACUUGCGUCGGUUUUCUUUGUUCGUCCGAGGUUUAUAACUAGCUUAUAUACCUUGAAUAAAUGAUUAGAUUAAACUUGUAGACAAAACGCGAGAAUUUUUCAUUAAACAUUUUUGAAAAUGACAAAAUAUGUUAGAAAACCUCCACGAAUGUGAUAUAAGUUAGUUAUAAACCUCGAAAGUCGGUUUAUAACUGAUAUAUUGCCCUCGGACGGUACGCGUCCUCGGGGGCAAUAUAUCAGUUAUAAACCUCCUACUCGGUUUAUAACUCUAACUUACUCGAUUGAGCGCCGCCCCCGAAUAAGCGCCGCAUUUGAGAUCAAAAUUUUUUAAAGAGCGCCGCCCCCAAAUGAGCGCCGCACUAAACAGUGUAAAAACUUUCCACCGUCAAAAUGGAGACAUUUAGUGACGAAGACAUUUUAAUAUUUGUUUAUUUCAUUGUUAAAAGUUCUUGUUAUAAUUCACAAAUAAAAUAUAUUUUAAAGGGCGCCGCCCCCGAUUGAGCGCCGCCCCCGAAUGAGCGCCGCAUCUGAAGCUCUGAAAAUUUAAAGAGCGCCGCGGCGCUCAAACGAGUAAAUACGGUAUGUCUUUAUCGAGUUGCCAAACCUUGUAUCGAGUUCUAUUGCCUAUGAACCGAUACAUAAGCCAAGAUUAGCGCUAACCCUGGGUUAAAAUUUAACCUGCUGUUUUAGUUUAUAUAUUUCUGCACAUCUAUUUGUUUCAAAAGUACAGAGAAGAAAACUCUCAUUUGUCCAGACAAGAUUUCUGAAGAAAUAUUUCCAAGUUUAUAACCAAGCUGUUGGAAAGUUUGCUUUGAAUUUUAGGUUAACCUAGGGUUAAGUAGUUAAUCGGCUUUUGAACAACCGGCCCCUGGUUAUCUUCUAAACAAGUGAACAUAAAAUACAUGCGCUUUACUUAUGAAAUAUACAUGUUGACUGUUGUAUAUAAACACGUUUGCAUAUAAAUUCACGUGUAACUUCAGACAUUUUUCUCCAUAUUCUGACUCAAGGUGUAACACCCAAGCAUUUCCACAUAAUUUCUUGUAUAUACUUAGUUUUUCAUUAUAUUUUAGUACAACGAUUCGUAUUCGAUUUAGUAUCAGUAAUUAGACAUGUAUCUCUGCUCUGUAGUAUUGAUACUGAUGUAAUAUUUUGAGUAGAUAGAUGUGUUGUACUGUACCUUUCAAAACGUUUUCAGAUUUUACGUCAGAAGGCGAUCACGAAUAUCAUGUGUAUCGGUGUAUGUUAUUUUUUUAACUUUUUAUUUUAUAAUAAAUAUUUGUGAAUAGAGUAGUUUAAAAUUUUUGGUAAAAUAUAGUCCUAGACUUGCCUAGCAUGCGAACAGGCUCUCAACCAGGAGUUCGCAUCACAACUUUUUCCCAAGCUUUUUAGCGAGCGCGCGUCGUAAAAAUGAUGUCAUUUGAAAAGAAAUUUGCGUAAGUUAGACUAUUGUCUGUAAUUGAUAUUUGAUCGUGUUUUGAAUAGUACAUAAAUAGCUCUUUGCCCAUAGAUUUUGAUCAACGAACCUGUUCAAAAACCGUCCUGUUCGAAAGACCAGCCUUCGUACGUCAAAAUCUCACAACUUGUCAACAAGAUGUGUUCGCAACAGGCUUGUAGCAAGCUUGUCAACAAGGUGUAACAAUACUGUUAUUUUAUCAAGUUGCUACAAGGUUGUCACUCACAACUUGUUGACAAAUUGUUGAAUUACAGGACGAUAGCAAGUUGUUGAGACAACUUGUAACAAGUCUGUUGAGCUCAACAACCUUAUAGCAAGCUUGUCAACAAGUUGUAACAAUGCUGUCAUUUUAUCAAGUUGCUACAAGGUUGCCACUCACAACUUGUUGACAAAUUGUUGAAUUGCAGGACGAUAACAAGUUGUUGGAACAACUUGUAACAAGUCCGUUGAGCUCAACAACCUUGUAGCAAGUUGUCAACCAAUCUCGUACCCAGAGCAAUGCCUGUGCGCGGGCUAGGAUGGCAUUGGCUCUGGGGAAAUUGACAACCGGAAUUCCUAAAUUUAGGGGUUCCGGUUCUUUGUCGGCAUGCACGAUUGAUAAACGUUAAACCAAUCACAGCACAGGAAAAAUUCAAUUUCCCCAGAGCCAAUGCCAUCCUAGCCCGCGCACAGGCAUUGCUCUGGGUACGAGAUUGGUUGUCAACAAGCUUGGAACAAGCAGUGCGAACACAUUCUGUUGACAAGUUGUUGGAACAUCAUUGCUACAAGUCUGCUGCAACUUGUGCAUUUUUCGUCGGAAUCUCGUUCCCCGAACCCCUUUCGGCGAAUUGGGCCUACUCCUGGAUGAUGUGUUUUUAAACUAGACCCAGUUUUUUUUUCAAAAUUGCGAAACACUGCGCGGCCUCGGCGCUCAUGUGACUUCUGUCAAAAUCAUUUGGGCAGGCAGUGUUUGAGUGUUGUACAGAAAGCGAGUUUUGGUGCAAUUUUUUGUUCAAAAUGUUUCGUUUCUUGCUGCCAGUAUGUUGUGCAUUCUUCAUGAUUCUUGGAGGAACGAUGGCUACCAAUGCAACGAUUCCUGUCGUUAUUUGGCACGGAAUGGGUGAGUUUUCAAAUUUCGUAUGUCGCAAUUAAUUUGUUUAGAAGUUGCAAUGUGAAAUGUGUCAUUUUCGACAGAUGUUUUAAAAAUUUUAACUUGUCUUGAACAUUAUAACAAUAAAGGUAUGAUACAUCAUACAAUUAAAAGUUGUCUUGAUAAACAUUUUAACAUUAGAAACAGCCCAAAUUUAUAUUUACCUGUCAAUUAUUAACCAUGUAAGUGGCGAAGCAGUCCACUUCCUCCCUUUCUGUAUAAAAGCCAGUUUUGAAAGUUAGUGGUUUUAAAGCAGACCUUUUGGCAUGUCUUUAGUACAACAUACUUUGUGAAAACCUGACUAGAAAGUUUGGAAAUUGUGUGCCGGAAAUUUCGAAAAUCUAAUAGUAAAUAUAUAGAAAGCAUCAAAGUUGCGCGGCCAAUAUCUCCGCCGUGCGAUAUAAACUUUCCACACUGGACUGGAAAUAUAUAGUGAAUAUAUAGAAAAAUCAAAAUUGCUAGCCCAUCUCAGUUGCACGAUGCAAACUUUCCACACUGGUGCGGAACGUCUGGGCAUUAAACCCAUUACUGUAAGCCGCCAGACUGCAAAUUUGGAAAUUGCGCGCUGGAGAUUUCAAAAAUUUAAUAGUAAAUAUAUAGAAAGCAUCAAAAAAUGUGUGCAGAAGAUCUUCCCCGCGCGGUGCAGAAAAUGCAGUCUGGAUUGUAAGUUGCAUUCAGCGCCCUGAUGACUGCCCUCAGAUGUUAUUAUUCUACCCUGUCUAAUGCCAGACAAUUUGACUCGUCAUGGGCAGAGCACUGGUGCUGAAUGGGUUAAUAAGUUAAUAUGUCAACUCAAUAACUGAAAUGUCUGGCAUUGUAUGAGAUAAUAUGCAAAUGUAUGAGAUAGUAUAUGAUAAUGCAAAAAGAUCAUGUAAAACGUAACAGAACGGUGAACAUCAGAUUUGGCCGUCUCAAAUAAUAGUAAUGUUGUGAUGGUAGCGUUGCGGACUGCAGACGAGAGUGGACAGUAAGGCUCCUUCAUGGAUCACCGUAUAGAAACCCUGCUCCCCUCCUUGCAGAUCAGGCUAGAUCUCUCCCUUGGAUGAAUUAUGAAAAUUUGAGGAACCAUGUACUGGUUACUGAUGACAUGGGGAAGCAGUGGAUAGGAGAGAGUAAAAUUAUAUACUCUCAGCCAUAAGUGAUGAAAUGAUUUCCUUUGUCAAUAAAAGAGAUGAUGAAAAGGAAUUGAAUCCUUGUUAGGUGACAGUUGUUGUAAUCCCCUGAGUAUGGGAUCCAUCAAGUCAAUGGUGGAGAAGUUAAUUCCAGGAAUUUAUGUCCGAUCAUUGAUGAUUGGUAACAAUAUUAUUGAGGUAGGAAUGGUCAAGCUCAGAUUUAAUAGUUUGUGCUUCAUAAGUACCUUUACUUGUAGGUUAAAUUAAAUUACCAUCAAGAUAACUUUAUUUAUACUGGAUAGCUCUAUCAGUUCUAAACUGUUCUAACUUGAGGUGCAGUAAGGAUCCUCUCCUAUUGAUCCAGUGUUACUACAGGAGGAAACCUAAACUAAACUAACUUUAUUUAUACUGGAUAGCUCUAUCAGUUCUAAACUGUUCUUCCUAGAGGUCCAGUAAUUAAGAAUCAUCUUUUAUUGAUCCAGUGUUACUACAGGAAGAAACCUAAACUAAACUUAACUUUAUUUAUAAUGGAUAGCUCUAUCAGUUCUAAACUGUUCUCCCUAGAUAUCCAGUAAUUGAAAAUCAUCUCUUAUUGAUCCAGUGUUACUACAGGAAGAAACCUAAACUAACUUUAUUUAUACUGGAUGGCUCUAUCAGUUCUAAACUGUUCUACCAAGAGGUCCAGUAAUUAAGAAUCAUCUUUUAUUGAUCCAGUGUUUCUACAGGAAGAAACCUAAACUAAACUAACUUUAUUUACACUGGAUACAUCUAUCAGUUCUAAACUGUUCUCAUUAGAGGUCCAGUAGGAGUCUUAAAGUUAUGAAUCUUAGUUAAAAAUACGAAAUGCACAUGCCGUGUGGUAAUUAUUAAACCACUGCUCACUGGUGCCACCAAUAAGAAAAUACUUGUUUCUUUAAAGGACACUGAGAAUGGAUUUUUAAUGAACGUGAACAAACAGGUUUGUGCAAUUCAUGUGGCUUUACAAGCAAAUCUUAGAGCUGGUUUAUUUCUGUCUUUUAUUUAUCAAAUAACACAAAACUGAUCAUUUUGAAACAUCAGGUUGACAUGGUGUGCCAGAAAGUGGCGACAGACGAUAAGCUGAAGAAAGGUUACAAUGCCAUGGGCUUCUCCCAAGGAGGUCAAUUUCUGUACGUAUAUGUGCUAUAAUUAAUGUUCACCAAAUUGUUGAACACAAUUAAUUAUAUGUUCAUUAUAUAUAAUCAAAGCUUUGCUGUGUGGUCCUUGAUGUACUACUCUCUUAGAAACCUCUUAAUGCAAGACCAGCCCAAAUCUAUCUAUCUUUAUAAAAUCCUUAAUAACCACAGUGCUCCCGAUUUGAAACAAAUGUUUACAAACAGCAUAUGAUCUUAGAAAUAAUAACACAAAUCUGUCACUUCCAAUGCCGAAAGGAGAAUUUCUCACGCAAAAUGAAAACCGUUCAACUACAGCGGAGCUACAGAUUAUGGAAUGUACUUCUGGAAAAUGUUGGACAACUACAUCGAUUUAUGCCUUUAAAUCAAUAAGCCAUCCAGUUCUCGAUGUCUGCAUCACACAGCGAUCUUGUAUUUAAUACCCCAACAGUAUCUUAUUUGUUAUUGUAGAGGUUAUUUGUUUUGUAUAAUUGUCAAUGAUUCUUUUAUGUAUAUAUACGGUCCGGACGCCCCCAUCGAAACCAGCUUUUGGUGACGGGGCUAACAUCAUUAAAUAAAGUUUCAAAUAGAGGAUUUAUUUUGCAUUUUCACAACAUUCUAGUCGUGCUGUUGCUCAAAGGUGUCCAUAUCCGCCAAUGAUAAACCUCAUCAGUUUUGGUGGACAACAUCAAGGUAACAUUAACAAACUGUCACUGGUAACUAAAUUAUAUAAUUCGUGAUAGACUCAUGUAACAUGUAUAUAAAGGGUUCAUGUUUUCCGUCAAAAACAUAAUUUAUUUAUAGGAGUUUUUGGACUUCCACAUUGCCCUGCUUCGAAUUCAACACUCUGUGAAUAUGUGCGUAAAUUGUUGGAUUAUGGAGCUUAUAUAAGGUUAGUCAUAACGGGAGUUCUUAACUAAAGUGCACAUGUGGUUUCCUUUUGAAAGAGUAAAAUCAUAGAUCAUUAAAAAGAUGAGACGUGCAUUCAAACGCAAGAAAAUACGUUGGCGUUGAGAUGAUUCUUCUUGUGUUUGAAAAUUAAUGAAAGCCUUACAAUAGUGAAACCAGUUUGAGCGCACAGCAUGUUAACCAAUUCGAUAUUUGUAUACACUUUACCAAAUGAAUAUACUGCAUACUUAAUAAGAGCAUUUUUUUUCAAUUACAUUUUAGCUGGAUCCAAGACAAGUAAGUACAUAUGUCGUAUUUGUAUUUAAAAAAGAACCAGCCAAGUUUAGAGUUUCAAUACUUAGACAUUCUUCUAUAAUUUAUCUUUCUAACUUGAUAGCAUUGUUCAAGCUGAAUAUUGGCAUGAUCCGUUGAAAGAAGACGAAUACAAAACAAAAAGCGUGUUCUUGGCCGACAUCAAUCAAGAAAGGGUAUUUAAAAAUAAUUUUGACCUGCUAGCUUUCUGUUCUGCAGGGGUAGAUCCAGCCUCCUUUGUUCGAGAGGAUGGAGGUUUUCCAGAAGGGUUGAAUUACUACGGGGCAUUCUCCCUCAAAAUAUUUUUGAAAUCUGAAGUCUUGAAUGCCAUUUCCUGCAUUCUGAACACUACAUUUAUUUGUUAAAUUUGUCCUCACAGUGCUUGUAUUGUGCUUGAGUAUUUUCUCGCGUAUUUCGAAAUCAAUCGUUUCAAUAUGAUAAGUAGUAUUCACAAUUUAAAAAGCGGGAAAUCGAAACUUAAUAUGGAAUUCCAGAGUUUUCUUCAAGGGGGUUGCUGGAUAUCACUAGGGCGGUGCUGGACACAAUGAGUAGGAGGGGUACGCCCCCCUCACAUCAUAACAUGAUAAGAAUGAAAUGUGGUCAUACUCAUUUACUGUGUGAAAUAUUCUGUAGGUGAAAAACAGUACUUACAAAGAAAACCUCAUGAAACUGAAGAAUUUUGUGAUGGUAAAGUUUUUGCAAGAUACAAUGGUUAUUCCCAAGGAAUCUGAGGUAUGCAUGGAAGGAUUUUGGCGACACAGCAUCAUUGGAACUCCCUACCUGAUGAUCUUAAAAAGCCUAUACCUAUUCAUAUAUUCACAAGGAAUCGUAUAAAAAGUUCCUGAGUGACAAUUAGUUAACUAAUUUAUAGUCUUAUUGACUUUGUACAUUUUCUAGUUUUUAACUUUUAUGAUAUAUUCACAAGGAAUCUAAAAAGUUAUUAGUUUUAACUAAUUUAGAGCCCUUUUAUCUUUGCUUUUAUUUAUUUUAAUCUAAUUUAAACAGAGGACGUUUUAGAAUACCUUUUGUACAGUGAAAUAGGCUUCCUCUUAAAAAAUAUGUAUCAUUAUUACGGCGUUUACCACCUUUGUCUUUGAUAAUUCUUCUGUUGAUAAUGCCCCCUCCCUCUAAAAAUACGUUAGUGCUUCCAUUUGCAAGCUACUAACACCUUCUUAACACAGUUUUUCAUGCAUUACCACUAGUGGCAAUCGAACAGUGGAUAUUGGUGAUUAUAUUAAUAUUAUUGAUCUGUUUGUAGUGGUUCGGAUAUUACAGACCAGGUCAAGAUAAAGAACUUUACACAUUACAGGAAAGCCCACUUUACACAGAGGUACGUUUGGUAGACACUUUAUUCUGUUAUAUAAAAAUAUAUAAAACCUUUCGAUGUAUACCAUCCAUUCCUAACACUAUUUAAUACCAGAGAAAAUACAAAGAAAAUGAGCUUGCUUCUCUGAGACAAAAUCCUGUUGAUUUACAGUCAACGCUGUACACAGGCCGGCGCUCUACCGAAAAUCGUGGGUUUUCUUCGCGGGUAAUCAGGUUUCCUCCCACAAGGAAUAUUGUCAGCUUGGGUUGGGAUUAGCUCCCUAAAUGACCCUUUCAUCGUAGCUGGUGAUCAGACGUGAGUCAUAUAAGGUGUCAUUCUAGAAGCGUCCUUAUAGAAUGCCUUUAACUUAGAUUGGGCUACGUCCUUCGCAAUUUAGCCGGCUUAGCUCACCCAUUUACUUGCUGACCUAUAAUAUUCGCGUUGAUUUUUUUCCAAGGAUUGGCUGGGUCUAAAAGAAAUGGACGCGGCAGGAAAGCUGCAUUUCCUUGGAGCUGAUGGAGAUCAUCUGAGAUUCACUCAGGAAUUUUUUGAAACAAAAAUUCUCCCAUUUUUGAAGUAA
Paramuricea clavata is the source of this 26795-nucleotide messenger RNA. NCBI's taxonomy places the organism in Eukaryota, Metazoa, Cnidaria, Anthozoa, Malacalcyonacea, Plexauridae. The record is from the annotation of a GenBank genome assembly.